Molecule: messenger RNA, 3965 nt
Organism: Drosophila elegans
Lineage: Eukaryota; Metazoa; Arthropoda; Insecta; Diptera; Drosophilidae
Gene: pb
Product: homeotic protein proboscipedia
Exons: 9
Coding region: 1008-3338 (776 amino acids)
Biological process (GO): regulation of DNA-templated transcription
Molecular function (GO): DNA-binding transcription factor activity, RNA polymerase II-specific; DNA binding
Source: RefSeq, a predicted model, not a curated record
GAUGGAGUGGUUGUUGCUUGUUGGUUGCUCUGUAGCUCUCGGGAUCCGCACGAAGCUCCCCAUAAGUCCUCUGUCUCGCUCUUGCCCUUGCUCUGAAUCGGUUCGGUAGCUUAGCAAUAGUAUCAGUGUUGAAAAUUAAGAAUUCUUAAAUAAUAUUGCAAUUUGAAAAUAUGAAUAUUCAACAAGAACAAACUGCAAUUUAACAAUCAAUUGGUGCAUUCGGAUAAAAACACUUUAGGUACCCCUGAAAACCGGUUCUGCGCACCUCUUGAAAGCCAGAAAGGGACAGCUAGUGCCUGCAUGUGUGUGAGUGCGAAGUGGAGAAAACUAUCUCAGACGAAUUGCAACAAUUGUGUGCGCGUGUAUUCGUGUGUGUGUGUGUGUGUGUGGCCAUUGCAGCGAUCGCAGCGACUCUACAAACUCUACACAUCACGCAUACGCACCGUAGUGCGGCGCGUACUUCCAUCUGGCAUUAUCGUUGUUAUCGCCGUAGUUUCGUCGGUUGUGUUGGCCUUUUCGCGUCGCCAUGGCUGCCAAAAGGUGUGUGCCGAACUGAAAAACGAAAAACAAACCCCAAACAGCACUUGACGGUUGAGUAAACACAACGGUGGCCAUAUUUAUAUUUGUAUCUAGGUUCCCUCGUUGUCGUCGCGGUUGUCGCCUUUUUUACGGCCAAAGAUAAGCCGUGACAUACUAAAGUUCUACGCAAAGCCCGCAUUGCGAAAGUUGUGCCGGUUAAGCAAAAAUAAAAAUAUAAAACAAAGGGUUAAGCCCCAACAGUUACUGUGAGCAAGUGCGAACAGUAGUGAAAACCGUGACCUAAGAGAAAUUGGCUAAAUUUUGGCAAAGAACUCAUAUCUAAACCAAAUACUUGAGGAGAAAUAUGGAAUACAGUGAUCUGUAAAUGAUCAAUUUGAAAUGGUCCGCAAGCUGAGAAAAAUUUAAAACACUUUGGAAUUGAAAUAGAGAGUCAUUAAACACGAUAAGAAAGCACAAGAAAGCACACCAUGCAGGAGGUUUGCAGCACACUGGACACGACCCCGAUGGGCACGCAAAUCAAAUCGGAAUCGCCGCUGAACCCGCUGCAGGUGCAAACUGGGCAGACGUCCCUGCCAGUGGGUGGUUGCGGUGGCGCGGGCGUGGUGGGUGGUGUGGGAGUGGGUGUCGGUCAGCCGGGGAUCGGCCAGCAGGGGGCGCCACCGGUGCCGACGGUGAUGCUGGUCAACAAGAUGGCACCGAACUGUGAUAAACGGACCGCCGACACGGCCUAUUGGAUGGCCGCCUCCGAGGGCGGAUUCAUCAACUCGCAGCCGUCGAUGGCCGAGUUCCUCAACCACCUGAGUCCGGAGAGUCCCAAACUUGGAACACCUGUUGGUGCCGGCGCCAUCGGAGGCGUGGGCGUCAACGUUAAUGUCAAUGUCGGGGUCGGAGUCGGAGUCGGAUAUCCGGUUGGUGUUGUCCCUCAAACGCCGGAUGGAAUGGACUCUGUGCCGGAGUAUCCCUGGAUGAAGGAGAAGAAGACAUCCCGCAAGAGCAACAACAACAACAACCAGGGUGAUAACUCCAUAAAAAACGGCCUGCCCCGACGACUCCGCACCGCGUACACCAACACCCAGCUGCUGGAGCUGGAGAAGGAAUUCCAUUUCAAUAAAUAUUUAUGCCGCCCAAGGAGGAUCGAAAUAGCAGCCAGCCUGGACCUCACCGAGCGACAGGUAAAAGUUUGGUUCCAAAACCGCCGCAUGAAGCACAAGAGGCAAACGCUCUCGAAGACCGACGACGAGGACAACAAGGACAGCCUCAAAGGUGACGAUGAUCAGUCCGAUAGUAACUCCAAUUCGAAGAAAUCGUGUCAAGGCUGCGAACUGCCCUCCGACGAUAUACCCGAUUCCACGUCCAAUUCCCGGGGCCACAACAACAACACCCCGAGCGCCACCAACAACAAUCCGAGUGCUGGAAGUCUAACACCCAACUCAUCCUUGGAAACGGGCAUCUCAUCAAACCUUUUGGGCAGCACCACAGUAUCCGCAUCGAAUGUGAUCAGCGCCGACUCCAGCGUGGCAUCUAGUGUUAGUUUGGAUGAGGACAUCGAGGAGAGCAGCCCCAUCAAGGUGAAGAAGAAAGACGAAGGACAGGUCAUCAAAAAGGAGGCGGUGUCCACCUCGUCCAAGGCCUCGCCCUUUGGCUAUGAAAACUCCACACCCAGUCUGGUCAGUUUUCGACGGGACUCGGAUGUCGCCGCCGUCGGGAAUGCACCCGCCAGUAAGGCGGGCGGCAAAAAACGCUUUCAGAGUGCGGCCAACGCCAUUGCCACGCCCACGCCACUGACGGACAGCAGUAGUGGGAAUGGAAACGGGAAUGGGGGUGGUGGUGGCCCAGCUGGCGGCUAUUUUCCAGGUUACUAUCCCAGUCCCAAGCAGCAGCAGCAAAUGCAGCAGCAGCAGCAACUGCAUCCGCAACAGCAGCAGCAGCCGCAGGACUAUUACGGCAAAUACGACAUCGAAUUCGCCGCAUCGCCGCACCACAAUCCGCACAACAAGCAGCAGACGCUGCACGGCGAGUAUCUGAGUCCCAAGCCAAGUGCGGCCAACUUCCAUCAAAACAGUCAGCAUCAGCAGCAGCAGGAGCAGUUUUACUACAACUACAACGAUACCAACGGCAGUGCGUACUUAAGCCACCAGCAGCAGCAGCAUCACCAACAGCAUCACCAGCAACAGCAGCAUCAUCAUGUAGCCGACUUUGAGGCGCCCGUCAACGGACCGAGCAACUUCAACAAUGGCGCCUACUACGACAACAUGAGUUUUCAACAACAGGCCCAGGCUCACCAACACCAAUCGGUUGUGUUUCAGCAGCAGCAGCCACACCAGCAAGCGGCGGUUAAUCACCAGCACAUGCAUCACCUGGGCGCUGGUGAGACCUAUAGCGCUCUAGGCCUGCAGAUGGAGAACUGCGAGGGCUACAACAACUUCGGGGGCGCCGCCAGCGGUGGGGGGUACUACGAGGUGGGUCAGCAACCCCCCGGUCCAACCACCCACGGCCAUGGCCACCACCCCCACCACCACGUGCAGGUGCCGGCGCAGGCGCACCCCCACGUGCAUGCCCACCACAAUUCAGCGGCGAUUCCCGCAGGAGUGGGCGUGGGACCGCCGCCAUCGCACAUCCAUGGAUUCGCACUCAACGGGGGAGCACCUGGUCAGGGUCAGGGAUUCGGAAACAAUGGGGGGACUGCGGCUGGGACCGGGACUGCGAUCGGUGGCCUGGAGAACUCGAAUAGCUCGGACUUCAACUUCUUGAGCAAUCUGGCCAACGACUUUGCGCCGGAGUACUACCAACUCAGUUAGUUCAUGUAGGAAGUGAGCCAGAAGGCAGUGUAAAUAUAUCUUAGCCUAAUUCGCCGAGCGGGCGUGAGUCUUGUAAUUCUAUUCAGUGUCGUAGUCUGUUAAGCACUUUGUCCGUAGCACAUAUCUGUAUAUACUAAGCUAAAGACUCAAAUCUAGACAGGAGUUCUAUUCCACGGCUACGAUCCGAUUCUAGGAUACAUAAAACGAAAAUGUCUUGAUUUCGCUUUGGCUUCAAGUCAAGCGGAAUGGCUAUCUUAAAAAUUCCAUUUAGAAUAAAAGAAGAACCGAAAUUGUAUAUAGUUAGUAAAAUUAAAAUACUUUUACGCAAGUCCUAAUCAAUGAAUAUGGAAUACUGAAUUACCUUUUAUUAAAUGUGUUUUGUAUAUAUCUGAAGUAGCCUAAAUCAAAACGUAAAAACAAGCCGUCAUUAAAUCUAAACAAAAACUAGGAAUAAAUAUUUGGAUCGCCCACGAUUCAAGUGCAAUUUCUCUAUAAAAGAACUUGAUUUAGAAUCCAAAGCCACUCUCAAUUAUUUCAAUGUUUGUCAUGUUUGUGUGUUGCUUCACAUUUCCCAUAAUAUUAAACAAAUAUAUAUUAUAAUAUAAUUAUGAUUAUAAAUAUUGUCUU